Molecule: messenger RNA, 1573 nt
Organism: Notechis scutatus (mainland tiger snake)
Lineage: Eukaryota; Metazoa; Chordata; Lepidosauria; Squamata; Elapidae
Gene: ADCK1
Product: aarF domain containing kinase 1
Biological process (GO): lipid homeostasis; protein phosphorylation; mitochondrion organization
Cellular component (GO): mitochondrial inner membrane
Molecular function (GO): protein kinase activity; ATP binding
Source: RefSeq, a predicted model, not a curated record
CACCAUGGCCAGAAAAGCUUUAAAACUAGCAUCAUUUGUCAGUGGAGUAGGGGCCACUGCUGCUUUAUACAUACACAGCAACAAGCAUCUGGAUCCCAAUGAUUUUGGAGUGGUUCGAAUAGGCAGAGCUGUUGCCACUACAGCAGUGAUCACUUUUGACUACCUCACUUCUCUUCGAAAUUUUCCACGUGGGACAGAAGAGUAUGACUAUGUCAAAUCACAGGUGCACCUGCGUUCCGCAGAACGUCUCCGAGAUUUAUGCUGUGCCAACCGAGGUACCUUCAUCAAAGUAGGACAGCAUCUGGGGGCUCUUGAUUACCUCUUGCCUGAGGAAUACACCCGCACCCUCAAGAUUUUGCACAGCCAAGCUCCUCAGAGCAGCAGGCAGGAAAUCGAGCAAGUGAUCCAGGAGGACCUAGGCAAAGGGAUCAAUGAAUUGUUUGCUAGUUUUGAAGAUGUUCCAUUAGGGGCAGCAUCGUUGGCUCAAGUCCAUAAGGCUGUGCUACAAGAUGGGAGGACAGUUGCUGUGAAAGUUCAACAUCCUAAGGUCCAAGCACAGAGUUCUAAGGAUAUUCUACUGAUGGAGAUCCUCAUCUUGGUUGUGAAGCAAAUAUUCCCAGACUUUGAGUUUAUGUGGUUGGUGGAUGAAGCUAAGAAGAACUUGCCUCUUGAACUUGAUUUCCUUAAUGAGGGAAGGAAUGCCGAGAAGGUAUCCCACAUGCUCAGAUGCUUUGACUUCUUAAAGGUUCCAAAAAUUUAUUGGGAACUUUCAACAAGACGUGUUCUUUUCAUGGAGUUCAUGGAAGGUGGACAAGUGAAUGACAAGGACUACAUGGACAGAAACUGCAUCAAUGUCAGUGAGAUCUCUCGCAACCUAGGAAAGAUAUACAGUGAAAUGAUCUUUGUGAAUGGCUUUGUGCACUGUGACCCCCAUCCUGGCAAUGUCUUGGUGAGGAAGUGUCCAACUACAGGCAAGUCGCACAUUAUACUUUUGGACCAUGGACUCUAUCAGGUCCUGACAGACAGCUUCCGCUUGGAUUACUGCCGACUUUGGCAAGCCCUGAUCAAGGCAGACAUAAAGCAGAUUAAAAAAUACAGCCAGCGCCUGGGAGCAGGUGAUCUGUACCCCUUGUUUGCUUGCAUGCUUACUGCACGUUCCUGGGCAUCAGUCAACAGAGGCAUUGAUCGUUUGCCCGUCACAAGUAAUGAGGAUGUAGAAAUCCGGACCAAUGCUGCUACUUACUUACCUCAGAUCACUAAGCUUCUCAGCAAUGUUCCUCGUCAGAUGUUGCUGCUGCUGAAGACCAACGAUUUGCUCAGGGGGAUUGAAUCCGCCCUGCAGACACGGGCUAAUGCCAGCUCCUUCCUCAACAUGUCUCGCUGCUGCAUACGAGCUGUUGCUAUGUAUCAAAGGAGCAAGAGUAACUCGCUGUUCAGAAAGGCUCAGAUAUCCCUUUCUGAGGCCUUGAGCUUGUGGCAGAUAAAUCUGUAUGAACGGUUUCUAUGGCUGAAAGUGUCCAGGCUGGGAAACUGGGUCAUUGCUUUCUUGAAGUGGAUGCACCGUUCUAAGUAA